AUGUCCAAUAUGAUUGGAAGAACUGCACAGCUUGUUAGUUUGGGUUUGCUGUUUCUCUCAACUGUUCCGACCAUUUUCUGUCAAGAACAUGAAGGCAGACUUCCGAGAACUUUUCUUCCCACGCACUACAACCUCUACCUGGAACCUCACCUAGAACUCGAUAAACCACCAUUUCCUUUAAUUGGGCAGGUCAAGAUUUAUUUCACAUGCAUCGAGAAGACGAACAAUCUUACACUGAAUGCACUAGGACUAGAAUUGGGCAUCGCCAACAUAACUUUGAAGCAGCUGACGAUAUCUCAGAACCACUCCGUACCCAGGAUCAACGUCCUCAUCAUCAACGACUACAAGCAAAUCAUUCGCAUGAUAGUCGAUCGGGAGUUCCAGGCGGGCUUCCAGUACACCAUCACCAUCGACUACAAAGCUAACCUCACUGAAAAUGGAUAUGGAAUGUACGCCGCUCGCUAUCUCGAUAAAAAUGGACGCACCAAGUAUUUGGCUGCCACACAGUUGGAGCCGAUUGGAGCGAGAAGAAUGUUUCCAGGUUUUGAUGAGGUGGACAUGAAGGCAACCUUUGAUGUCAUCGUUUCGAGGAGGAUGUCACACACGUCACUCUCAAACGCUCCAAUCGUCGGCACAUACGCUGGCGCCGAAGGUUGGUUGAACGAUGUCUACGAGCGAAGUCCGUUGAUGAGUUGUUAUUUGCUGGCAGUCGUCGUCGGAGACCUCCACUACAUGGAAUCCAAGGUGGAUGCCGGCACCAAGUACAAAGUGAGAACCUACUCUACCGAACGUUUUGUCCCCUACAUCUACCACCCCAACAAAUACUUCACGUUCCCAAUUCAAAAGUGGUUGGAAGAGGAGACAAAUAUUCCUUACGCUCAAAAGAAAAUGGUACCGAGACCUAUGAUAAUUGCUGAUCCACUUCCAGAUCACAUUACUCUUUCGACGUUUGGAGGUGCCAUGGAGAACUGGGGACUGAUUACAUACGCAGACAAUAUUUUGCCAGUCAGCAACGCCACUUCAACGGCCUCUGGUUAUUACACGUCUGCGUUUGUAGUUGCUCACGAACUUUCACACAUGUGGUACGGCAAUUUGGUGACAUGCGAGUGGUGGACACACUUGUGGCUGCAAGAGGCCAUGGCUUCCUACUACAAUUUCUAUCCACUGGAUGCCCUUGGAUGGAGAGGGGCCGAAUUCCAUCAGUUGAACGGCGUAGUGCCCUACAUGGAGUUAGAUCAAACAAACAGGUCGACACCGGUCAGGAUAGUCAUCAAAUCACCUCAGGAGGCAUCACAGGCGUUUGCAUCGAGUACAUACGAUAAGGGCGGCUGCAUGAUCAGAAUGAUAGGACAAAUCCUGACAAAGCCCGUUCUUAAACUGGCCUUAACUAGAUACUUGAAGAAAUACCAGUACAGCGUGGCCAACAGCGAUCAGUUCCUACAAGUUUUUACCGAUCAAGCAAAAGACAGCGGGAUAACUUAUCCGGAUGGUAGUGCCAUCAACUUCAAAACUCUGAUGGAUCCCUGGUUGGAUCAGAAGGGAUUUCCCAUCUUGAAAGUGGUGGACAACAACGACGGGACAGCCACAGUAACCCAGCAACGUUACUUUAACCCGUCCAACCAAUCAGAUUCCGUGGUCAGUCCGUACGGAUACAAAUGGGACGUACCAAUCCAAGUCUUGCAUAGCAACAGUUCAACUGACUGGCUCAAAACUCCAAACUACUGGCUCAGAAGAACUGACAAAGAAAUCAAAAUAAAAAUCCCGAAAAACAGUUGGUACAUAAUCAACCCGAACCAAAAAUUUUAUUACAAAGUGUUCUACGAUAAGAAGCAAAGAUCUCUCAUGUCACAAAACUUGAUGAGCGUGCCUGUUGAAACCACGGCUAACAUUAUUGACGACACUUUUGGGCUGUCAAGGAACGCAUACUACGGAGCCACCGACGCUUACGACAACACUCUUUCAAUAGGAAGUGAUCCAUCUUAUAAUGUCUGGAGUUUGACCUUGAGGCACGUCUAUGACCUUGAACCAUUUUACAGGAAGGAAACUUGGUUUGCCAAGCAUACGACAUAUUUUGCCAAACACGCCGAUGCACUAUUGAAAAGAAUAGGAUAUGAAUUUGCAGUUGGCGAGCCCAUAUCACACACUUAUCUAAGACGAGAUGGCAUAUCGGCAGCAUGUUGGUUCAAGAGCAGUACUUGCCUUCAGUACAUAAGAGCAAAGUAUCAAGAGUACAAGAAGAAUCCUAGUCUCAACUCAGUGAACGCCAACCUCCUGCCGACCACAUUGUGUGACGGUGUGGCCCAAGGAACGACUGCAGAUUGGAACAUGAUGGCCAGCGAAUAUGGAAAGAGGAAAAACUCUCCCAUCAUGGAAGAGAGGCAGAGUCUCUUGUAUGCCCGUACCUGCACUCCCAGAGAAAAUGAAUUGCAACAGAUUUUUAAUGAGCUUCUGAAAAGCAAUGGAACUUUCUUCAACACAGCUGAUCUAGGUUAUGCAUCCAUCUAUCUGGCAGGCACUCCGUACGGAGCCACAAAAUACUGGGAGUACCUGGAUAAAAACUGGAAAACUUUUCCAAAUCAUCUGAACAAAUUAUCGAUUAUGUCCGUCAUUACUGAAUCGUGGUACACCGUACAGCAAGUCAAUCAGCUGGCAGCGUUCAUAGCGAGACAGGAUAUGACGUCCCACGAGCGAUUGAUGAUGAACACAUAUUUGAUGAGGACUGAACAAAAUUACAAUUUCUACAAGAACAACAUUGUCGAGUUAGGUAAUUGGUUCAACAAACAGCCAUUCAGUGACGAAGUAGAUCUCAAAAUGACGUCACUUGAACCAAUUAGAAUGUCCGAUUUUAAAAUGUGGACUACCAUUGGUCAAAGUCGCAUUGGUAAGUUUUUCGAAAGCAAAACGAGACAUAUCGAGACAGAAUCGGUGAUGCCAGAAAGAAUUAUGUUCCGCAAAGAAAACCAAAUUUAAUCAUUCAUUCAAUUUAAUUGACAUUCAUUUAAUAGUCUUAAUUCUAAUAAAUACUGUCAUUCACCUAUGUCUAUUUUAUUAAAACAUAUGAAAUAGUU
Molecule: messenger RNA, 3068 nt
Organism: Helobdella robusta
Lineage: Eukaryota; Metazoa; Annelida; Clitellata; Rhynchobdellida; Glossiphoniidae
Exons: 24
Coding region: 1-2970 (989 amino acids)
Biological process (GO): peptide catabolic process; proteolysis
Cellular component (GO): cytoplasm
Molecular function (GO): zinc ion binding; peptide binding; metalloaminopeptidase activity
Source: RefSeq, a predicted model, not a curated record